Tarenaya hassleriana is the source of this 1972-nucleotide messenger RNA. RefSeq lists its product as uncharacterized. The transcript is spliced from 2 exons. The record is from RefSeq and is a predicted model, not a curated record. Bases 185 to 1684 code for a protein of 499 amino acids. Gene Ontology annotation, molecular function: protein binding. Lineage: Eukaryota; Viridiplantae; Streptophyta; Magnoliopsida; Brassicales; Cleomaceae.
UGAUCACAUCGCCAUUUUCAGAGAUCGCGAGAUUGCUGGAUUCUUACCCUCGCCUGCCCGAGAUUCUACUGCGGUCGGAUUUCCGAAGAGUGCGUUUCGAUCCGACCCGGAUCCUAGUGGGUAUUGUCUCAUCAAUCGAACAUUUGCGCUUUGAUUCCGUUUUUUUUUUCUUUUUUGAAAAACCAUGAAUUCGAACUACGGAAAGGGAUCAUCUGGGUCGAUGAACAGCUUCAAUUUCGAUCUCGGGCUCGGAUCGAACCAAGGCAGAUCUCUUAAAGAUCAGAAGAGCCAACCCUCUCCGUAUUCGAGCUCGAAUUCGCAUCCGAGGCCCGCAUGGCAACCCGGGAAGCCCUCGUGGACCCAUCAACCCGCUCCGAAGCAGGCGACGGCCCGAUCCGAGAUCGGAAGCGGACCCUCUUCCAUGGUGGGUGAUAUUUUCGGGAAAACGUGGGGCUCGUCUUCCGGAUCGGGUUCAGGUAUUGGGAUCGUGAACAAAGACCCGACCUUGUUUGGAGAUCUGGUGACCUCCGCGAUAGGUCAGGGCAAAUCCACCGGAAAUGUGCCAUUGAAGAACGCUACGCCUACUUCGGCUCCAGGUUCGAACAAAAGCUCGUACUCGAUGGGGAAUUUGGCCGAUUCGUUGCCCAAAUCCGGUAAUUCUGGGAGAACUGGUGCGAAUUGGGGUUAUGGCAAUAGCUCCGGUGGUAGUAAUUUCGGUGUGAAUGCUAAUAAUAGCAGUAAGACUCCGAAUCUCGGAGGUCCUACAAUGAAAAAUAUGGCUGGCAGCAAUGUAAGCGGGUUAGGUCUGCGUUCAAAUGGUGAUCCCUUUGGUUCUUUGGUCGAUUUCGGAUCAAAACCUUCGGGAAAUAUCGGUUCUGGAGCCAAAACUACUAAGGCCAAUGUGCAAAGUGAUGGUUUUGGGGAUUUUCAGAGCUCAUCUCAAUCCGGAGCGUUCAAUGCAAAUGGCAAUGGUUUCGCAGCAUCGAGUGAGAAAACAGACAGCUUCGGGGAAUUUCAGAACGCCCCUAAAUCGAGCAGCACCUCCGCUUUCCCGUCCGGUGGUUUCAGUUCAAAUGCUAAUAGCUUCAAUGAUCCUAACAUCGAUUUUGGGAUGCCAAAAAGCGGUUUUCCUUCUCAAGCUCAGUCUUCCAGCGAUGAUCCUCUGGGGAUGUUCUCUUCUUCCACAGCGGCUGCACCUGCCACAUCGCAGCCUGAUGAUUGGGGAUUUGAGGGUUUUGACAAUGCCGCUGAUUCGGGUGGUGGAUCCACCACUGAGCUUGAUGGAUUGCCUCCUCCUCCUGCAGGGGUAUCGGCCACAUCGGCUAAGUCAAAGGGUAUUGAUAACCAGAAGCAGGGUCAAUAUGCCGAUGCCAUAAAGUGGCUCUCUUGGGCCGUGAUUCUUAUGGAGAAAGCCGGGGAUCAGGCCGGGACAGCUGAGGUCCUGUCCAUUAGGGCUUCGUGUUACAAAGAAGUCGGAGAAUACAAGAAGGCGGUCGCCGACUGUACAAAGGUUCUUGAACAAGAUGAGAAGAAUGCAUCGGUUCUCGUGCAACGGGCGCUCUUGUAUGAGAGCAUGGAGAAGUACAAACUCGGGGCAGAAGAUCUAAGGAUGGUUCUAAAGAUCGAUCCGGGCAACAGGGUGGCCAGAAGCACCAUCCACCGCUUAACAAAGAUGGCCGAGUGAUCGGAAUUCCGACCCAAAGGGCCAAGUUCCUGAAAACUUCACAGUAAUCUCUCUCUCUCUCUCUCUCUCUCUCUCUAUAUAUAUAUAUAUAUAUAUGCAAGAACUGGCACCUCACCUCCUUUACAUUCUUUCUCUAUUGUUUCUUCUUCAAGUGUGCUUAUGGAUCUGCUUUGCAUUUCUGGUGAAGUGUGUCUCCGAGUUCAUUACAUUCUCAGACACUUAACGUUAGUAACCAAACGGUUUUGAUACAAGAACCUAUAUCUUGAUGGCGUUGCUUCAUGUCUGUUU